AGCAUUCAAGCAGUUAUGGCAAUCAUCUGCAACACUAGUGUAAUAUAUCUACUUCUCUUACUUUCUUGUUUUCGCUUUGAGUUUUGUGGCGCCUUAGACACCAUUACAUCUGUCAAGUUCAUCAAAGAUCCCCAAACUAUAGUCUCCAAUAGAAGUGUCUUCAGACUGGGUUUCUUUAGCCCUGAUGGUUCAACUAAUCGCUAUGUUGGAAUCUGGUACAACACCACUUCUUUAUUCACUGUCAUAUGGAUAGCUAAUAGAGACAAACCCCUCAAUGAUUCUUCUGGGAUUGUGAUGAUAUCUGAAGAUGGUAAUCUUCUGGUUCUGAACAGCAUGAAAGAGAUUUUCUGGUCUUCAAAUGUUUCAAGUGCAGCCCUAAAUUCAAGUGCUCAGCUUCUAGAUUCUGGAAACCUUGUUUUGCAAGAUAAAAACAGUGGAAGGAUCAUGUGGGAGAGUUUCCAACAUCCUUCUAACUCAUUUGUGCAAAACAUGAAACUUAGAAGCAACAUAAAAACAGGUGAGAAGCAACUACUAACAUCAUGGAAAAGUCCUUCAGAUCCAUCCAUCGGAAGCUUCUCUGCAGGAAUUUCUCCAUCAUACCUUCCUGAGUUAUGUAUCUGGAAUGGAAGUCAUCUGUACUGGCGCAGUGGUCCAUCGAAUGGUCAGACCUUUAUUGGAAUACCCAACAUGAAUUCAGUUUUUCUUUAUGGAUUUCAUCUAUUCAAUCAUCAAAGUGAUGUUUAUGCAACCUUCUCUCAUGAAUAUGCAUCUAUCCUGUGGUACUAUAUCUUGACUCCUCAAGGAACAUUAUUGGAAAUAAUUAAGGAUGGCAGCAUGGAUAAGUUGAAGGUUACAUGGCAGAACAAGAAAUCCAAGUGUGAUGUUUAUGGUACGUGCGGGGCAUUUGGCAUCUGUAAUUCAAAGAAUUCACCAAUUUGUAGCUGUUUGAGAGGGUAUCAGCCAAAGUAUACAGAGGAAUGGAAUAGCAGGGAUUGGACUGGUGGAUGUGUGAAGAAGAAACCAUUGACAUGUGAGAAGAUGAAUGGUAGCAGGGAAGACGGCAAAGUGGAUGGAUUUAUUAGGCUAACAAACAUGAAAGUGCCAGAUUUUGCAGAGUGGUUACCUGGUCUUGAACAUGAAUGCAGAGAAUGGUGCUUGAAAAAUUGUUCCUGCAUGGCCUAUUCAUAUUAUACUGGCAUUGGGUGUAUGUCAUGGAGUGGCAACUUAAUUGAUGUACAAAAAUUCGGUAGCAGUGGGACAGAUCUUUAUAUUCGUGUUGCAUACUCUGAACUAGCCGAACAGAGAUGCAUGAAAGUAAUUGUUGCUAUUGCAUUGAUUAUAGGAACAAUUGCAAUUGCCAUUUCCAUCUGCACAUAUUUCUCAAGAAGGUGGAUUUCCAAACAAAGAGCAAAGAAGGAAACAAGGGAAGAGAUGCUAUCAUUGUGUAGAGGGGAUAUAUAUCCAAACUUUCCAGAUUCACAAAUACUUGGAGACGAUGUGAACCAAGUUAAACUUCAAGAGCUACCACUUCUUGAUUUUGAGAAGCUAGUGAGUGCAACAAACAACUUCCACGAGGCCAAUAAGCUCGGGCAGGGUGGUUUUGGUUCAGUAUACAGGGGAAAAUUUCCAGGAGGACAAGAUAUAGCAGUAAAAAGACUGUCAAGAGCAUCUGCACAAGGGUUGGAAGAAUUUAUGAAUGAAGUGGUGCUGAUUUCUAAACUCCAACACCGGAACCUUGUGAGACUCCUCGGCUGCUGCUUUAAAGGAGAGGAAAAGAUAUUGAUCUAUGAAUACAUGCCCAAUAAAAGCUUGGAUGCCUUUCUCUUCGAUCCUCUCAAGAAAGAAUCUCUAAAUUGGAGGAAACGGUUUAGCAUUAUUGAAGGGAUUGGAAGAGGCCUCCUUUACCUUCACAGGGAUUCUAGAUUAAGAAUUAUUCAUCGAGAUCUAAAGGCAAGUAAUAUUUUGUUGGAUGAAGACUUGAAUCCUAAAAUUUCAGAUUUUGGUAUGGCCAGGAUUUUUGGACGAAAACAAGAUCAAGCCAAUACUGUAAGGGUGGUUGGAACAUAUGGGUAUAUGUCUCCUGAGUAUGCAAUUGAAGGGCGAUUUUCAGAAAAAUCCGAUGUAUUCAGCUUUGGUGUACUGUUAUUAGAGAUUGUAAGCGGGAGAAGGAACUCUAGUUUUUAUCACGAUGAGCAGUCUUUGAGCCUUUUGGGAUAUGCAUGGAAGCUAUGGAACGAAGACAACAUGGAAGCACUAAUAGAUGGAAGUAUAUCAGAAGCAUGCUUUCAAGAAGAGAUAUUGAGAUGCAUACAUGUGGGACUGUUAUGUGUUCAAGAGUUGGCAAAAGAUAGGCCAUCCAUUUCAACUGUUGUUCCAAUGCUUUGCAGUGAAAUUGCACAUCUCCCUCCCCCAAAGCAACCUGCAUUUACUGAGAGGCAGAUUGGUAAGGAUACAGAGUCCUCUCAACUGCGCCAAAGGAAGUAUUCUGUGGACAGAGCCACUAUUACAGUCAUUCAUGGCCGGUAGCAUGCAAUUUUGAGACAGUUAUUUAUUUAUUUAUGUAUUUUGUAAUAAACGUUCAACUGGA
Molecule: messenger RNA, 2587 nt
Organism: Vitis riparia (riverbank grape)
Lineage: Eukaryota; Viridiplantae; Streptophyta; Magnoliopsida; Vitales; Vitaceae
Product: G-type lectin S-receptor-like serine/threonine-protein kinase At1g11330
Exons: 7
Coding region: 16-2526 (836 amino acids)
Biological process (GO): recognition of pollen; protein phosphorylation
Molecular function (GO): protein serine/threonine kinase activity; ATP binding
Source: RefSeq, a predicted model, not a curated record